Molecule: messenger RNA, 2122 nt
Organism: Crotalus tigris (Tiger rattlesnake)
Lineage: Eukaryota; Metazoa; Chordata; Lepidosauria; Squamata; Viperidae
Gene: IGFBP1
Product: insulin like growth factor binding protein 1
Exons: 4
Coding region: 89-856 (255 amino acids)
Biological process (GO): regulation of insulin-like growth factor receptor signaling pathway
Cellular component (GO): extracellular region
Molecular function (GO): insulin-like growth factor II binding; insulin-like growth factor I binding
Source: RefSeq, a predicted model, not a curated record
AGUUCAGGAUUAGCUGCAUGGGAAUGCUGAGUAGUGUUCCCUUCCAUCUCUAAUAGCAGCAGGCUCUUCUUUACAAUCCUAAGGCAUCAUGACUUACCCAGGCUUCAGCUGUCAGCUACUGCUCUUAUUUCUUGGGCCUGGCUUCAGUUUGGGUGCUGCUCUCCAUUUAGUGCAUUGUGCCCCUUGUACUGAAGAAAAGCUCAGGCUGUGCCCACCACUGUCUGCCAGCUGCCCAGAAAUAUCCCGCCAACCAGGCUGCAGUUGCUGUCAUAGCUGUGCCCUUCAGCUGGGGGAGCCUUGUGGAAUAUACACAGCACGGUGUAGCUGGGGGCUUAGUUGCCAGGUACAGGUAUAUCAAGCUCGACCCCUUUAUGUUCUCACUCAGGGGCAAGGCUCUUGCCUCCCCAUUGCUGAUAGGACAGAAACUGCAGAAUCUGUGGAACCAGAAGAUAUGCCCACUGAGGGUGGUGAAAUAACAUCAGAUCACUUGGUGUUUUCAGCUGAUCAAGAUAAAUCUGACUCAUGGGCUGCUAAUAACAUUUAUGAAAGUUUGAGAGCAAAGAAAGUUGCUGAACUUAAGAAGUGGAAGGAACAGGGACCGUGUCAAGAAGAACUGUACAAGGCACUGGAUAAGUUGGCAAAAGCACAACAAACAACUGGAGGACAGUUAUACAGAUUUUAUUUACCCAACUGUAAUAAAAAUGGAUUUUAUCAUAGUAAGCAGUGUGAAACUUCACUUGAUGGAAAUCCUGCAAAUUGCUGGUGUGUGUAUCCAAAGAAUGGAAAGAGGAUUCCGGAGUCUCCUGAAAUGAUGGGCAAUCCUGAAUGUGAACAAUUUAUUAGCUCACAAAACUAAUGAACAAAAAUUGCACAAAUGUGUGUUGUAUUUUUGCAAACUGAAUGUUACUUGCAUUUCUAAGGCCAGAGACACCUUGGUUAACAGAAUUUUAAGCAUGUGAUUAGACAACAAUGUGCUGUUAAGUAUGCUUUUUGGGAAGUCCCAGUGAUCCCAAUUGGGCUGAUUGUGUUCAAAUAUACUGUCAGAUUUCCUGCUUUGCAGUUCAGAUUCAAAACAUUUAAUUCAAGGAACAAGAAUCUAGCAGUUCUGAUUAAUAAUAUUUAUUAGAAGGAAGGUUAAGUUCCAAGAAUUUUAGCAAGUACGCAACUUUCAAAUAAGAAACCAACAUUUAAUAUCAGUCUGUUUUUCAACCUUGGCAUCUUUAAGUUACGUGAAGGGCUGGAAGCAUGUUUCUUUUUUAUGAAAGUAGGCUGUUCAGCAUCUUGCAUAGUUUUGGUAAUUGCUAGUCUUUUUAUGAGUGAAUAGAAUAGUUGUGUUAAGAGAUUAUAGCACUGUGGUCAGCAUUACUGGUGGAAUGGGGAUUCUUGUCCUCUUAUUGUAUUCUUGAAAGUUAAGCAAUAGUUAAAUAAUAAAGGGGGGAGAUUAUGGACUACACAAUAUGAAGUUCAAAGAUUAUUGAAUUAUUUAUUUAACAUGUAUUUUUAUUUUGUGUAUUAAUUUAUGUAUCUGUAUUUUUCAACACUUCAAAACUUGUAUGAAAACAUUUUGACAUUUUCUCUAAGAAUAUGUAGUGUCCUGUUUUCAAACAGUACAAUAUAUUAUUAACCUCAUUUGCAAAUAUAGUGAAUGAGGAUAACAGAGUUCAAGCAUUUAUUUUCAAAAGUGUGUAUAUGUGUAUUAUGUUGUUGUUUUACUUCAUAUUGCUUCUCAUUUUAUCAUCAAGGAGUUCUCACUCUGGAUAAUGUUAUUAAGGAAAUGUUCUUCAGAAAUAUAAAAGACACCUUAAAAGGAAAGUUGUUUCUGUUUAAUAAACACAGUUUCUUUACAAACAAGUAUAAACAAACUAAAAUUAAGAAACUGUAAUGUACAUUUAUAAUAAACAUUUAUAAGUCAGCUUUAUGAUGUUAUUUAAACAUUUAUUAAACAAUUUUAUUUGAACCCUAUCCCUUUUUUGUUCAAGUUUGGUUGACCCUAAUUCAAAGUUUGUCCUUCAGAACUGUUUUGUUAUAAAUUAUUAUUUUCAAAGAAGUAUCUAGAAAAGUUUGGUCACAUACACAUUUUAAUAUGUAUGGAAUUAGUGUCUCUGGCAACACACAGAUGCAG